Molecule: messenger RNA, 837 nt
Organism: Paramecium primaurelia
Lineage: Eukaryota; Ciliophora; Oligohymenophorea; Peniculida; Parameciidae
Source: the annotation of a GenBank genome assembly
UCAAACAUGUUAUUAGUGAAAAAAGAUUUCAAUAAUGAUGACCCUAUAUUAUGCCUAAUUUAAUCGUAUUUGAUUAAUGCAUCCUAAUUAUCAUCAAUAAUGUACAGAGUCAAAAUAUAUAAAGAUGGACUGCCAUCAUAGCAUUCAUAUUAUAUCAAUCAUGUAUCAAAAAUAAAAAUGAAUAAUCAUUCAAUAUUUGUGGAUAUCUAUUUAUUGGAUUUUGUAUUCCAUUUUCUAUUUCAAUCUAUCCAUUUUUUACACAUGAUUAUGGAUUUGCUGGUAUUAGUUGUUGGAUCAAAGAAGAUGUAAUUUAUUAUUUGCAACUUUUAGAUUAAGCAUCCUGUCAGAAGCACUAUUGUUAGAUAUAUUAAUUUCUAUAUUCCAUUAAUUUUGAUCAUCCUUUACAAUUCAAGUGUAUACAUAUUCAUUAUCUGUAAAUUAUAUGGAAUAUCACAAUAAUAAACUAAAUUUAUAUAUAAAAUGAUAUCCUAUCCAUUGAUAUUAAUAAUAUGUUGGAUAUUUACAGCAUUCAAUAAAACUUAUGAAGAAAUUUAAGAUUAAUAAUAAAUAUGGUUAUUAUACUUAUCAAAGGCAUUAUCUGGAUUAAUGGGAUUUUUUAAUUAUCUUGGUUAUGGAUUCACUCCUUAAGUAAGGGAUUAAUGUGCUAGAUAUUGUUGUAAAAGAAAUUCAAAAUCUGUAUCAGUUGAAUUGGAAUUAAAAAAUUAAUAAUCUUUAGAUACUAGUCAAAAUACAGAAGAAAUAAAAUCAAGAAAUUCAGUAAAUUCAUAAAGAGAUAGUGUUUAAGGAGAAUUAAGUUUUAUAGCUGAAUUGUUUUGA